Molecule: messenger RNA, 1758 nt
Organism: Hippopotamus amphibius kiboko
Lineage: Eukaryota; Metazoa; Chordata; Mammalia; Artiodactyla; Hippopotamidae
Product: mediator of RNA polymerase II transcription subunit 26-like
Exons: 1
Coding region: 1-1758 (585 amino acids)
Biological process (GO): positive regulation of gene expression; regulation of transcription by RNA polymerase II
Cellular component (GO): mediator complex; core mediator complex; nucleus
Molecular function (GO): transcription coregulator activity
Source: RefSeq, a predicted model, not a curated record
AUGACAGGGGCUCCGCCGUCUCCGCAGCAGAGCAGGGACCGACUGCUGCAGGCCAUCGACCCCCAGAGCAACAUCCGGAACAUGGUGGCGGUGCAGGAAGUCAUCUCCAGCCUGGAGAAAUACCUCAUUACCAAAGAGGCACUGGAGGAAACCCGUCUUGGGAAGCUCAUCAACGAUGUCUGCAAGAAGACAAAGAAUGAGGAGCUCGCCAAGCGGGCUAAGAAGCUGCUGCGGAGCUGGCAGAAGCUCACUGAGCCCGUGCACCAGAAUGAGGCUGCACUGCAGGGGCUGGCGGGUGCCACCAGCUCGGCCAAUGGGGGUGCCCAUAACUGCCGGCCGGAGGCAGGGGUGGCCGGCCCGCCUAAGGGCAUCCAUGACCUGAAGAACCGUAAUGACAUCCAGAGGCUGCCCGGGCAGCGGCUGGACAGGCUGGGCAGCCGCAAGCACUGGGGGGACCAGCGCGACCUCGGUCACCCUGGGCCACCUCCCAAGGUCUCCAAAGUGAGCCAUGACUCUCUGGUACCCAACUCGUCCCCCUUCCCCACCAACGGGAUCAGCGGCAGCCCCGAGAGCUUCCCUGGCCCCCUGGAUGGCAGUGCGCACGUGGGCCCCGAGGGCAGCCACCUGGAGCACGGCGAGAAUGACAAGCACAGUGGUAAGAUCCCCGUCAAAGCCGUGAGGCCGCACACCAGCUCCCUGGGCCUGGGCAAGCCCCCCGGGCCCUUCUUGCAGACAAAGGGCCAAGCGGUGCUGCAGCAGCUGGACAGGGUGGACGAGACUCCAGGUCCCCCUCACCCCAAAGGGCCGCCUCGCUGCUCUUUCAGUCCCCGGAACUCACGGCACGAGGGCUCCUUUGCCCGGCAGCGGAGCCCAUACACGUACAAGGGCUCUGUCCCCACUCCCUCACCUCGGCCCCAGUCACUCGAUGCCACGCAGGUGCUGUCACCGCUUCCGCUGGCCCAGCCAUCCACGCCCCCCGUGCGGCGACUCGAGCUGCUGCCCAGCGCAGAGAGCCUGGUGCGCUGGCUGGAGCAGCCCGAGGGCCCCCAGCGGCGCGCGGGGUCGGGCUGCAAGCCAGGGCUGCCACCAGCCGAGCCCCUCCUGCCCCGGGCAGGCUUCUCCCCGGACUCCUCCAAGGCGGACAGUGAUGCUGCCUCCUCCGGUGGCUCGGACAGCAGAAAGAAGAGGUACCGGCCUCGCGACUACACGGUUAACUUGGACGGGCAGGUGGCCGAGGCGGGUGUCAAACCUGUCGGGUUAAAAGAGCGGAAGCUCACCUUUGACCCCAUGACGAGACAGAUCAAGAAAGAGCCAGUGCGGGCUGACAGCCCUGUGCACACGGAGCAGCCCAGGACAGAGCUGGACAAGCCCGAGGCCAAGGCCAGCCUCCAGAGCCCUUUUGAACAGACGAACUGGAAGGAGCUGUUGCGCAACGAGAUCAUCCAGUCCUACCUGAGCCGGCAGAGCAGCCUGCUCUCGUCCUCGGGCGCGCAGACCCCGGGUGCUCACCACUUCAUGUCCGAGUACCUGAAGCAGGAGGAGCGCACUCGGCGCGGGGCCCGGAAGCCGCACGUGCUGGUGCCUCACGGCCCACCCACGGACCUCCCAGGGCUGAGCCGCGAGGUCACGCGGGACGAUCUGGACAGAAUCCAGGCCCAUCAGUGGCCAGGGGUGAACUGGUGUCAGGACCCACAGGGUAACUGGUAUGACUGGACGCAGUGCAUAUCGCUCGACCCGCACGCGACGACGGCCGGUUGA